AGAUUAGUUCUUGUGGAUACUGUAACCACUGAGGGCUGGAGAACCACUUCUUAAAUACAAUCGGGAUUAAAGAGAGGCAGAAGGAGGGAAAACCUUUAUUAUUUAAUUUAUCGGACAACUAUUUUUAUGGUCAUACGGGAGCGUGCAGACAAGAGGUACAACACACUUGUGAUGCAGCUGCGGCACGUCUCCCAAGUCCCACCACCCUGGUAGCCAAGACGUUUAGCAGACACCAUGGGUGCAUCACGGUUGGUGGCCUGCUGUCUGUCUGUCCCGUGUGUUCUACUUAUCAUCAGGUGCAACCUCACGGCCUCCCAGAGUUCAGAACGCCUUCGAGAGAAUGAGCUUCAGUGUGACAAGAAGGACCAUCCAAUCGUGCAUUUUAAUGAUUUGAGGCCCUGGGUGUUGAAUUUUAGCUACCCAGGAGUGUAUGAUUACUCCCAGUUGGCAAUUGAUCUCAACAGGAAUCAGCUGAUCAUUGGAGCCAGAAACUACCUCUUUCGCCUCACUCUGGAUAAUGUCUCUCUUAUUCAGGCGAUAGAAUGGGGACCAGAGGAAGACACCAGGAAGGCCUGUCAGAGUAAAGGGAAGACCGAGGUUGAGUGUCAGAAUUAUAUUCGUGUGCUGCUCAUUAAUGGAAAGAAAAUAUUUGCUUGCGGAACCAAUGCGUUUUCUCCAACCUGCACAAACCGACAGCUUGGAAACCUCAGCCGAGUGUUGGACAAGAUUAAUGGCGUGGCAAGAUGUCCCUAUGAUCCCAGACACAAUUCCACUGCUGUGAUUACCUCACAGGGAGAGCUGUAUGCAGCCACGGUCAUAGACUUCUCAGGUCGUGACCCUGCCAUCUAUCGAAGUUUGGGAAACGGCCCUCCACUCCGAACUGCUCAGUACAACUCCAAAUGGCUUAAUGAACCAAACUUCAUCUCGGCCUACGACAUCGGCCUGUUCAUCUACUUCUUCUUCCGCGAGAACGCUGUGGAGCACGACUGUGGCAAAACCGUCUACUCCCGCGUCGGGAGGGUGUGCAAGAGUGACAUCGGGGGCCGCUUUUUGCUGGAGGACACGUGGACGACCUUCAUGAAGGCCCGGCUCAACUGCUCGCGCUCGGGAGAGAUCCCGUUCUACUACAACGAGUUGCAGAGCACGUUCUAUCUCCCUGAGCAGGACCUCAUCUAUGGGAUCUUUACGACCAAUGUGAAUAGCAUCGCAGCCUCCGCAGUCUGUGCCUACAAUCUCAGCGCCAUCACUCAGACCUUCAAUGGACCCUUCCGAUACCAGGAGAACCCUCGCUCGGCCUGGCUGCCAGCCUCAAACCCUAUUCCCAACUUUCAGUGUGGCUCACUCGGAGACCACGGACCCAACGAGAAUCUGACGGAACGCAGCCUCCAGGACGCUCAGCGUUUCUUCCUUAUGAAUGACGUGGUGCAGCCCGUCACUGUUGACCCCCUGGCGACUCAUGACAACAUGCGCUUCUCGAAGCUUGUAGUGGAUAUCGUGCAAGGCAGGGACACGCUCUACCACGUGAUGUAUAUCGGCACAGAGCAAGGCACCAUUCUGAAAACCCUCUCGUCGGAGGCCAAGAGCCUGCGAGGCUGCUACUUGGAAGAGCUGCAGCUGCUUCCACCUGGCAAACAGGAGCCGAUCCGAAGCCUGCAGAUCCUUCACAGUGACAGGUCCCUGUUUGUGGGAUUGAAUGGCAGAGUGCUGAAGGUCCCACUGGAACGUUGCUUCUCCUACAAAACCGAAGUGUCAUGUCUGGGAGUGAGGGAUCCUUACUGUGGCUGGGACCUGAGGAAAAAGAGAUGCACCACCAUUGAAGACAGUUCCAACAUGAGCCUGUGGAGCCAGAACAUCACAGAGUGCCCGGUGCGAAACCUCACAGCGGAUGGCGAAUUCGGGGCUUGGUCUCCAUGGCAACUGUGCGAGCACACAGACAAAGAGGCCACAGGGUCGUGCAUGUGCCGCUCCAGGUCAUGUGACAGCCCUGUUCCACGUUGCGGAGGUCACGAGUGUGCUGGAGCCCGGAUUGAGGUGGCAAAUUGCUCAAGGAACGGAGGGUGGACACUCUGGGCUCCCUGGGCCCCUUGCAGCACGACAUGUGGAAUUGGAUUUCAGGUUCGUCAGCGUUCCUGCAGUAAUCCCACACCCCGCUACGGAGGGAGGGUCUGUGUCGGCCAGAGCAGGGAAGAAAGGUUUUGCAAUGAGAACGCCGCUUGCCCACUACCCAUGUUCUGGUCUAGUUGGGGCCCGUGGACUAGAUGCAGUGCUGACUGUGGUGGAGGGAUGCACUCACGACAGAGAAGCUGCGAAAAUGGCAAUACCUGUCCAGGUUGUACUGUGGAGCACAGGGCCUGUAAUGUAGAUUCCUGCCCAGAGACACGCAGGAACACGCCGUGGACACCCUGGAUGCCAGUCAACAUCAGUCAGAAUGGAGCCCGUCACGAGCACCGGUUCCGCUACACCUGCCGGGCACCAUUGGCAGAUCCACACGAUCUUCAGCUUGGGAAAAAGAGGGUAGAUAGCCGCUUCUGCCCCUCAGAUGGCACCUCUGCCUGCACCACUGACUCCCUCGUCGAUGACCUGUUGAAGUUUGGCCGUCAGUCUCUCCACAGGAUCAAUGGCGGCUGGUCCCCCUGGCUGCCGUGGUCAUCUUGUUCUCGAGAGUGUGAGAUGGGCUUCCGGACCAGGAGGCGGAGCUGCACCAACCCUGAGCCCAAGAACGGAGGCCUGCUCUGCUUGGGAGCUGAUAUUGAGUAUGAGGACUGUAACCAGCUGCCCUGCCCAGUUAAGGGAGCUUGGUCCUGUUGGUCUCCCUGGUCCCUGUGCUCGGCCACGUGUGGAGGUGGACACUACCAGCGUACACGGACCUGCACCAACCCAGUGCCGGCUAACAGCGGGGACAUCUGUAUCGGGCUGCACACGGAGGAAGCUCUUUGCAACACUCAGGCCUGUGAAGGUGGCUGGUCAGUGUGGACUGAAUGGAGUCUGUGCAAUGAAGAGGACGCACAAUUUCGCAGUCGCCGAUGUGAGUUUCUCAAUCCAGGGCCAACGCAGUGCGUGGGGAACAGCACUCAGUUCCGGCAGUGUCUCUACAAUGAAAUUCCUGUGAUUCAAUCGGCGAUUGGGAGUGACAGCAGUUGUGGAGCCUUUAGCGUCUACCAUCUGAUUGCCACCGGAAUCUCCUGCUUCCUGGGUGCCACCCUCAUCACCCUGCUGAUCUAUGCAUAUUGCCAACGAUGCCACAAGCAAUCUCAGGAGUCUACGGUUAUUCAUCCAACCACUCCCAACCACUUGAAUUACAAAGGCAGCAGUCAGGGUAACAAGAACGAACUCUACAAUCCAAUGGAGAUCAAGACGCUGAACAAAAACAAUUUGAUUCCUGAUGAUCGGAGCAACUAUUUCUCCUCUCUACAGCAGACAAAUGUGUACACCACAACGUACUACCCCACCACGCUGAAUAAGUAUGACUACAGGCCUGAAUCCUCACCUGGCAGAACCCACACCUAAAACCCUCCGAGUGAACUUCCCCUGGAGACGGUGUUUAGGAACGAACCAGAAUGGAUUCCUGGGAACAAAGCGUAACCAUAGCAACAUCCGUAGUUGAGUCAUAGCAUCAGCCAAUCACAGUCCAAAUUUUGUGGAGUCCUUCAUUAACGAUUUGCACUUCUUCAAGAUCCACGGUCCAGCCAUCAAGACUUGUUUAUGACUUAUAAGGAACGAAGUCUUAGUAAGCAAUGGAUUUUUUUUUUCAUAAUAGACUCCCUGACGAGAAAGACUGAGCAAAGCUUCAUAUUCAGGGAGAAAAAAAAAAUUGACAAACAUGGCGGAAACAAAAUGGCCUCCGCAGUGGCCGAACAAUACAGCAGUUGCCACAGCAACGUGUUGCCUCUGUGAAGCUAGAUUUCCUGAGGAUUUCUUCACAGAGGUGGUUUUGAGAAUGUGACCGUAGCAUCUGGAUACAGAAAUACUCCUUCGCUACUGAGGGGAUGUUAUUUUUUAUGUCAUUCAAAAGAUUACUUUUUUUCUCUUUCUCCCCCUUCAGUAUUAAUUUUCAGAUGUGUACCAUAUGGAGCCUAACAGUAGCAAAACAUAGUUUCACAUUGUAUUUACAGCACGGAAACAGGCCGGAUGGUCCAACAAUUCCACGACAGUGUUUAUGCUCUGCUUAAGCCUCCUCUCAACCUCGUCCAUCUCACCCCCCCCCACCGCCAACAACAGUUCAAAAAAAACCCCAUCAAAAUGUUCUUUAUUUUUUUAAACUGAUUAGUCACUUUUACUAAGUCCUUUGCGUGGCUUCAGGUUUUGAUUGUUCCUUUCUAUUUUUGUCCUUACUUGGCAUUCCCAGAAUCGGAAUUUCUGCACUUUUAAUGAAUUUGUAUGGAGCGCAGCCUACAGAUGCUUAACAGAGGACUUCCAAUGGUCCGUUCACUGAUGUUAGUCACCAAGUUUAGAUAGGCUCGAAAUUCCUUUGGUCAGCAAACAACUGUUAAAAUAAUUUGGAGCGAGUCCUUUGGUGGCUCAACGCUAUUAAUUUAAUGCGACUAGUUUGAAUGGCUUGAUUGCCUCAUGUAUUUAUUACUGGCAAAUUUAAGCUGCACCACCACUUCAUCUUCUCCAUCAGAAAGUUUAGCUUGAAAGAAUUGUUCUAGGGUGCAAGGGCGAUGGAGAAAUGGGGCAGAGGGAGUCAGCAGCUGUAGCUGUGGAACAUUUCACAUAUACCAAUGUAGCUGAAGUAUGAGAUCCUCCUAGUUCAUAGAGUUAUACAGCACAGAAACAGGCCCUUCGGCUCAUCGUGUCUGUGCUGGCCAUCAAGCACCUGUCUAUUCUAAUCCCAUUUUCAAGCACUUGGCCCAUAGCCCUAUAUGCUAAUGGCGUUUCAAGUGCACAUCUCAAUGCUUCUGAACUGUUGUGAGGGUUUCUGCCUCUACCACUCUCUCAGGCAGCAUGUUCCAGAUUCCAACCACCCUCUGGGUGAAAACAUUAUCCUCAAAUCCCCUCUAAACCUCCUGCCCCUCACCUUAAAUCUGU
Carcharodon carcharias (great white shark) is the source of this 5028-nucleotide messenger RNA. It is a transcript of the gene sema5ba, whose product is annotated as sema domain, seven thrombospondin repeats (type 1 and type 1-like), transmembrane domain (TM) and short cytoplasmic domain, (semaphorin) 5Ba. Gene Ontology annotation, molecular function: chemorepellent activity; semaphorin receptor binding. Gene Ontology annotation, biological process: neural crest cell migration; axon extension; positive regulation of cell migration. Bases 235 to 3507 code for a protein of 1090 amino acids. The transcript has 23 exons. NCBI's taxonomy places the organism in Eukaryota, Metazoa, Chordata, Chondrichthyes, Lamniformes, Lamnidae. The record is from RefSeq and is a predicted model, not a curated record.